Molecule: messenger RNA, 1054 nt
Organism: Plutella xylostella (diamondback moth)
Lineage: Eukaryota; Metazoa; Arthropoda; Insecta; Lepidoptera; Plutellidae
Source: RefSeq, a predicted model, not a curated record
AUCAUAGUACGUGUUAGCGCCUGCGCCCUGCAUCCCGGUCCAAGCUAUUUGAUAGCAAGUGUAAUAGGAAGCUUUGUAAAGUGCAUCCAUUUGUACGGAGAAAAGAGCGUUUAUUUAAUAACAAAAAUGACCUGCGGCACAGAAUGCCUAUCCCUGGGCCCACCGCCCGACUCCAUCCUGCACAUGCCGCCGCCGCCGCUGCCGGCCUUCCUGGCCAGUGCUGCCAACCUGACGCCGCCGUGCCGCGCCGCGCGCUGCCCGCCGAGUCCCAACACGGAGGAAAACGCACUGUUCCCGGGUGUCGAGUAUCAUGAGCUGCCGAGGCAUGAACCAGCAAGUAAUGACGACACUUGGUUCCUCGUGUUAAUCACCUGCUGUGUUGCUGUGCUGUGCAUCGCUGCUUUACUUGCGCUGUUCUUACUAAAAUGCCGACAGUUUCUUGCUAUCAGGGCGCAAGGAGGCUGCAAGAGCGGCACCGGCAAGUCCAGUGGUUCAAACGCGUUAUACGGCGGCGCAGCCUUAGACUCGAGAGUGCUAUGGGCGGCGCUGACUCCGCGGGGCACCCGCCAUUUUGUAGCAGACACCUACCCGCACGACGAGACUGAGGACCAUCACUACGAGUGCGUCGAGCCUCCGCUCUACAAGCUGGGGCCGCCAGAAGACUUGACCAUCGCCAGGCACUUCACUGUGGAGUACGAAGACCCGGCUCCGCUGAUAGAGAGCUACAGUGACAGGACGGAGGAAUACUUCAGGAAUGGGAUGGAGACGCUCCGCCGCGGCGCCAGGCCGUUGGUUUCAUCCCCGACCAGGAUCGAACGUCCCAAUCUGCCUCCCCUGAACCUGCAGCCGCGUACCCUGCGGCGCGCCCCGCACUCCCGCCGCGUCAGCGACGCCACCAACCCCGAGAAGGCGGCCAUCUGAACCGAGGGCGGCGCGGUCUUCUCCGUCGCCGAUACCGCUGACAUGGACUUCGACUGGCAGUCCAUAGACAAUCCGAACAGAGACCGACUGGUUUGAAGCGAUCCUUCUUCCAAGGGUUUAAAGGCUAACUUUU